Molecule: messenger RNA, 299 nt
Organism: Paramecium sonneborni
Lineage: Eukaryota; Ciliophora; Oligohymenophorea; Peniculida; Parameciidae
Source: the annotation of a GenBank genome assembly
AUGAAUGGAAAUUAUACAUCAACAAACCAUAAUACUUAUCUUGCAUGUGCUGGAGGAUAUAGAAUUUCAAGUUAUGAAGGUUAUAAUGGUGUUACUAAUUUUAUAUAUAAUUAAGGAAGUAUCAUAAUUUGUUAUUAUGAUCCUACUAAUUUUAAAUUAAAUUUAUUGCAUCUAAAUGUAUAAAAAUAAUUUAUAAAAAGGAUGGAAAAACUUACUUAUUAGAUUUAACAAAUAAUAAUGGUUUAGAAAUGUCUCCAUGUGUAAUGUUAUACGGAAAUGCAGAAGUAGAAUUUAUUUGA